This is a messenger RNA of Penicillium macrosclerotiorum, 669 nucleotides long. RefSeq lists its product as uncharacterized. Lineage: Eukaryota; Fungi; Ascomycota; Eurotiomycetes; Eurotiales; Aspergillaceae. The transcript has a single exon. The record is from RefSeq and is a predicted model, not a curated record. Bases 1 to 669 code for a protein of 222 amino acids.
AUGACAUGCUUCGACGCUCGAUUGCUCCGCGGCCUUGUAGGUACCACGGUCACCACAUACGACCUUAUCUCGGAUGGCGCGUCACCACAAUCUACCUCCCUUGCUCCUUCCAUUGAGCCUUCUCGCGCUACGACCUCCCCCACCACACCCUCUACUCUGGUGGCAUCUCCAAUGACCGUCGUGUCUAACUCUUCAGCAGUCUCCCGAACGUGGGUCAUAACGAAGAAACUCACGGAGAGGGCAGCCCCUAUGACAGAUCACGAUGUCAAGAUGGGCCGCGGUUCAGCUAAAACAGUUGGCAAGUUCCUGUGCCACUCUGCAGGGGACCCAAAUCAGAUAGCGUUCAUGCGAAUCUAUCAACAGAUUCCUAUCACUGGAACGGAAGACGCUGACCACAACACUCUAGCUAGACAAGCCGUUGCUCCUGGAGUUUGUGGCGAGCUUGAGUCCUUCAAAAAGUUGCAGAGUGGGGGCCGUGGAGCCGUUCCUCGGUUUCUUGGCCACGCAGAAAGUACACAAGGAGACAACGACCUCCUUCCAGGCGGCUAUAUCAGAUACCUUGUGUGGGAAAAGGUUCCAGGGGAGCCUCUAACAAAGGAAUUCUUCUGGGGCUUGGAUAUCACCGCGCGCAAAGACAUCCGUGCUAAGUUCCGCGACGCCUAUGAGUAA